AUGGCGACGGCGAAGCCGCCGACGUUGCCUGCUGGGGGGAACAAGCCACCGGAUAACCUGAGUGGUAGCAGGCGGCCUGCGGAAACCACUUCCUCACUGAAUCAUAAGAAUGCUAAAGAAACCACUCAGGUGAAGAAGCACCCUCGUGCGAUUAACCUUGUCCAAGAAGGAAUAAGGAUGGAAGACUCACAAAGGGGAGAGGAGAUGGAGACAGAGGAAAUCGAGAAUACUCCGGAAAAUCCCCAUACCUCGGCUUGGGCUGGGGGAGGUGGACGGAAGCUAUUCGGAGAAGGCCGACAGAAGGAAGGCUGGUACAUAGCAGAGUCAGAUACUGAGGAUACGCUGCAAGCUGAGAAGGAAGAUGAUGAUGAGUGCGACGGUAUGGAACAUAACCCUAAUUGCCCCACAAUCCCUUUCACAGCUGCAGAAAAUAUUAGGUGGCGACGAGAGUGGCGAUCAGCGUUAGUAGUCAAAGGGCUAGGGCGGCGCGUUCCGUUCUUACCCUUGUCCCAACGAAUGAACAGCCUAUGGGGAAAGCAUGGGGAACUCAAGAUUUCGGACAUGAAGAAUGGAUGUUUCCUAGUGAGGUUCCGCCAUCAAGAUGAUUAUGAAGCGGCCAUUAACGAGGGACCUUGGCUACUAGGUGAUACUUAUUUAACUGUGACGCGCUAG
This is a messenger RNA of Linum trigynum, 672 nucleotides long. The record is from the annotation of a GenBank genome assembly. NCBI's taxonomy places the organism in Eukaryota, Viridiplantae, Streptophyta, Magnoliopsida, Malpighiales, Linaceae.